AUGAGAACUCAAAAGGCCUUUAACGGAAAGGGCGCGAGCCAACCGCCUACCUUGGGGACGCAGGGAUGCAAAGAGCACCGGAUAACCGCCUACGAAACCGUGGCGGGAGAUGUCCUCUUCGGCCCCCGUACGCCCAACGAACACCCGACCGUGGGCAAGCUGUCCGGCAUCAACUCCACCUCCUGGGAGCAGUGGGUGUUUGACAGCGUGUCCGAGACGGGGUCCAGCGGCAUCUUCCUGUCCCUCGGCCGGGACGCCUCCUACUACUUCUUCGGGCAGGGCAACCUGCACGUCGAGUUCUACGCCCUCCUGGACGACGGGACCAAGAUCCAGGAACUGGCCUUCGUCGAAGCGUCCUCGGUCUACGACUGCGGUGAUUUCGUGGCAAGUACGUGGACGUCAAGCAGCCACGCGUUUGAGUUCCGCGUGCCCAAAGACGCGGGAGCCGGCGGCGGCGGCAGCGGCGUCGGUGUCUCCACUUUUGCCGUGCGCACGCCGAAGUUCCGCGGCAACUUUCUGCUACUUGGCACGGCCCCGGGACACUUCCCGGAUGGGGCCUUGCGUGCGUCGGCGGGCAGCAGCUCUACGCAGCUGGCGUCGGGGCUCCAUAUGCACAGCACCAUCCCCGCAGCCCAGGUCCGGGGCAACAUGACGUUCAAGGGCCGCGAGUUAUCGUACUCCGGCGUAGGCGGCCACCUGCACCUGUGGGCCAUCGACAACUGGUUCAAGAUCAUUUGGGGUUUCCGCAUCCUCCGCGGCUCCGCCGGACCCUUUUCCUUCUUCUACUGGGAGCCCACGUCGCGGGUCGGGGGCAGAGUCCCGCACUACACAGCCGUUCUGUUCAAACACGGCAAAAAGCUUGUCUCGACACAAGCCACCACCCCCCCGUCGCAUCAACCACAACAGGGCGGAGAUUAUGUUAGAGUCUCGGCAACCCAGCAUGGCCGCGGAGCACGGGCUUUCGUCGUCGGCCGCCCGGCCUCGACGGGUCAUGUCGUCGAAUUCUGGUCCGCCGGCGGAGGGCACUGGCGCUUCGAGUUGGAGCACCAGCACGUUCAGGUCCAAAUGCCAUUCGGUAGAGACACGGGCCUCGCGGUUUUCACCAACCGCGUCUUUGGAGGAGAAGUUGGCGGCUGCCAAUACUUGGGGAGCGCAUUUUCCGAGGAAGCGGAUUUCCCAGAGACUCUUGCUCAAUGGAAGAUCUGGCUUGUCUACGGCAUUGGAAUGGUGGGCCAGAUGAAGGCGCGGGUGACGAGCUGGCUGAGUAGUUUGGGUUUGGAAUCGUCCAACUGA
Molecule: messenger RNA, 1293 nt
Organism: Colletotrichum destructivum
Lineage: Eukaryota; Fungi; Ascomycota; Sordariomycetes; Glomerellales; Glomerellaceae
Exons: 2
Coding region: 1-1293 (430 amino acids)
Source: RefSeq, a predicted model, not a curated record